UUUGUACUUAACUUACAUUUCAAAGGAAAUUGUUGUAAUGACUGGUGUUCGGGAAACUCAUUGUACGCUUUGUCUUAAAAUUAUAGCCGAUAAAAGUUUUGAAGUAAUAAACAACGUUAUCAGAGAUAUUCUUGAUGUUCUUUUGCUGAAACUGAAAUUAGAUGAUGUGAGCAAGGAGGUUAUAUGUAGUGUUUGCAAAAGAAAAUUAUACGCAGCAUUAGACUUCAAGUCGGCUUGUUUGAAUACCGAUAACAUAAUUAUUCCAUAUGUGGAUUGCGAAAAAAUGUUACAGCUCGACUUAAGGGAAGUGUACAGGAAGGAAAAGAGAGACGAGUCAAUUUCAGAUAAUCAGAAAAUAUGUCGAUUGUGUAUGCAACUAGUAAGAAGUGAGUUUAGGUGCAUACGUGAGGAGGAACUCGAAGCUAUUCAGAAACUGACUCCUGAAAUGAAUAUAAAUAUCAUCGUAGAUCCCGUUGUAUGUAAGGAGUGUUUGGAUUCCCUGAGCACCCACAACAGUUUCUGCAGAGAAUGUUUGGAAGCAGAGGAAAACUUUAAAGGUAGUUCUGAUUGUCAAGCCACAGAAAGUCAAGUUGAUACAUCACCAUUCAAUUUAUUCGUUAAGACUGAAAACUUGGACCGAGAAUUCGAUAUUAACGAGAUGGAAAUGUCAAUCAAAGCCGAUAUUGUCGACAUAAAAUCUGAANGACAUAGCUUUAAUAUAGAUAAUACUAAUAUGAGUUAA
Molecule: messenger RNA, 742 nt
Organism: Anoplophora glabripennis (Asian longhorned beetle)
Lineage: Eukaryota; Metazoa; Arthropoda; Insecta; Coleoptera; Cerambycidae
Exons: 3
Coding region: 38-742 (234 amino acids)
Cellular component (GO): nucleus
Molecular function (GO): zinc ion binding
Source: RefSeq, a predicted model, not a curated record